Molecule: messenger RNA, 3609 nt
Organism: Penicillium canescens
Lineage: Eukaryota; Fungi; Ascomycota; Eurotiomycetes; Eurotiales; Aspergillaceae
Product: DNA-directed RNA polymerase II subunit RPB2
Exons: 3
Coding region: 1-3609 (1202 amino acids)
Biological process (GO): DNA-templated transcription
Cellular component (GO): RNA polymerase II, core complex
Molecular function (GO): DNA-directed RNA polymerase activity; DNA binding; ribonucleoside binding
Source: RefSeq, a predicted model, not a curated record
AUGGCGGAUUACGAUGAAGCUUAUGAGGAGGAGUUUUACGACGAUGCGGACGAGGGCAUCACCUCCGAAGAUUGCUGGACCGUGAUCUCUUCGUUCUUUGACUCGAAGGGUCUUGUGUCUCAGCAGCUGGACUCAUUCGACGAAAGGCGAUGGUGCGACUACCAUCAUGUUGCCACAAGAAGCGCGUCUCCGAAACCUCACCUACGCCUCCCCCUCUACCUCGAGGUGACAAAGAAGAUCAUGGAAGGUCGCGAGCGAUCAUCCAAUCCCGAUGAUGACGAUGCGAACGAAGGCGAUGGUGAUCAAAAGAACCGCGGCACAUACCUCCAGUGGGAGCAGAAGCACCUUCCUGGAGACACGGGCAAGGAAGAGACAGUUUUCAUCGGAAAGAUGCCCAUUAUGCUCAAGUCCAAGUACUGUAUCUUGAAGGACCUAAGCGAAGCGUCUCUUUACAACUGGAAUGAAUGCCCUUACGACUCCGGUGGUUACUUCGUUAUUAACGGCAGUGAGAAGGUUUUGAUCGCACAGGAACGCAGUGCUGGAAACAUUGUCCAGGUCUUCAAGAAGGCUCCUCCCAGUCCCACGCCGUACGUCGCCGAAAUUCGAAGUGCUGUGGAAAAGGGCUCGCGACUUCUCUCUCAGCUUUCUUUGAAGCUCUUCGCCAAGGGAGACAGUGCCAAGGGUGGAUUUGGCCCGACGAUUCGCUCGACCCUCCCAUAUGUUCGUGCUGAUAUCCCGAUUGUCGUCGUUUUCCGUGCGCUGGGCGUCGUAUCCGACGAAGAUAUUCUGAACCACAUUUGUUACGAUCGCAAUGAUACUCAGAUGCUAGAGAUGCUCAAGCCUUGUAUCGAGGAAGGUUUCGUUAUUCAGGACCGUGAAGUGGCCCUUGACUUUAUCGCCAAGCGUGGCUCCUCACAGUCGAAUCUGAACCACGACCGACGUGUGCGGUAUGCCCGUGAUAUUAUGCAGAAGGAAUUGCUGCCUCACAUUUCGCAAAGCGAGGGCAGUGAAACCCGUAAGGCAUUUUUCUUGGGAUACAUGGUGCACAGACUUCUUCAGUGUGCCCUGGGUCGUACCGACGUGGAUGAUCGUGAUCACUUCGGAAAGAAGCGUCUUGACUUGGCUGGUCCCCUUCUGGCCAACCUUUUCCGUGUUCUUUUCACGCGAGUGACCCGUGACCUUCAGCGUUACGUGCAGCGCAGUGUCGAGACCAACCGUGAGAUCUACCUCAACAUUGGUAUCAAGGCGGCCACCCUCACAGGAGGUCUGAAGUAUGCUCUUGCUACCGGUAACUGGGGCGAGCAGAAGAAGGCCGCCAGCGCCAAGGCUGGUGUGUCCCAGGUGCUGAGUCGUUACACUUUCGCAUCUUCAUUGUCCCAUUUGCGACGUACCAACACACCCAUUGGCAGAGAUGGAAAGAUUGCCAAACCACGUCAACUACACAACACCCAUUGGGGUUUGGUCUGUCCAGCUGAGACACCUGAAGGUCAAGCUUGUGGUCUAGUCAAGAACUUGGCCCUCAUGUGCUACAUCACUGUUGGUACGCCGAGUGAGCCCAUCAUUGAUUUCAUGAUUCAGCGAAAUAUGGAAGUUCUUGAGGAGUUCGAACCUCAGGUCACGCCAAAUGCAACUAAGGUGUUUGUCAACGGUGUCUGGGUUGGUAUUCACAGAGACCCUUCGCAUCUUGUCGCUACAAUGCAGAACCUUCGUCGACGAAACAUGAUCUCGCACGAGGUCAGUUUGAUUCGUGACAUCCGUGAGCGUGAAUUCAAGAUUUUCACCGACACCGGUCGUGUGUGCCGUCCCCUGUUCGUUAUCGACAAUGACCCCAAGAGUGAGAACUCUGGUGGGUUGAUCCUCAACAAGGAGCAUAUUCGCAAGCUUGAGCAAGAUAAGGACCUACCCGCCGAUAUGGAUCCAGAGGAACGUCGCGAGCAGUACUUCGGAUGGGAUGGUCUAGUUCGCUCUGGUGCAGUUGAAUAUGUGGAUGCUGAAGAAGAGGAGACUAUCAUGAUUGUCAUGACGCCCGAAGAUCUUGAGAUCUCCCGACAACUCCAGGCUGGUUACGCUCUGCCCGAGGACGAGACCAACGAUCCCAACAAGCGCGUUCGCUCGAUUCUCAGCCAGCGUGCCCACACUUGGACACAUUGUGAGAUUCACCCGAGUAUGAUCCUGGGAGUUUGCGCCAGUAUCAUUCCUUUCCCCGAUCACAACCAGUCGCCACGUAACACAUACCAAUCUGCCAUGGGUAAGCAAGCCAUGGGUGUUUUCUUGACGAACUUUGCACAGCGCAUGGAGACCAUGGCGAACAUUCUUUACUACCCUCAGAAGCCUCUGGCCACUACUCGCUCAAUGGAGUUCCUGCGUUUCCGUGAAUUGCCUGCCGGUCAGAACGCCAUUGUCGCUAUCGCUACAUACUCCGGAUACAACCAGGAAGAUUCCGUCAUCAUGAACCAGAGCAGUAUCGAUCGUGGUUUGUUCCGCAGUUUGUUCUACCGAACCUACACGGAUACCGAGAAGAUGGUCGGCCUUUCAGUGGUUGAGCGCUUCGAGAAGCCUAUGCGCACUGACACCAUUGGCAUGCGCAAGGGUACCUACGACAAGUUGGAUGACGAUGGAAUUGUUGCACCCGGUGUGCGUGUUUCUGGAGAAGAUAUCAUUAUUGGAAAGACUGCUCCCUUGGCCCCUGAUGCUGAAGAGCUCGGCCAGCGUACCAAGGCGCACACCAAGAUUGACGUUUCGACACCACUCCGAAGCACUGAGAAUGGUAUUGUUGACCAGGUGUUGAUCUCGACGGGUAACGACGAUCUCAAGUUCGUCAAGGUCCGCAUGCGUACCACCAAGAUUCCCCAGAUCGGUGACAAGUUCGCCUCUCGUCACGGUCAGAAGGGUACCAUUGGUAUUACUUAUCGUCAGGAGGACAUGCCCUUCACUCGUGAAGGUGUGGUGCCCGACCUGAUUAUCAAUCCCCACGCUAUUCCUUCUCGAAUGACCAUUGCCCAUUUGAUCGAGUGUCAAUUGUCCAAGGUCUCAGCUCUGCGUGGUUUCGAGGGUGAUGCUACUCCUUUCACCGAUGUCACUGUCGACUCAGUUUCCCGUUUGCUGCGUGAACACGGCUACCAGUCUCGUGGAUUCGAGGUCAUGUACAACGGACACACUGGUCGCAAGAUGGUUGCCCAGGUCUUCCUAGGACCCACCUACUACCAGCGUCUGCGCCAUAUGGUCGACGACAAGAUCCACGCCCGUGCCCGUGGUCCUACCCAGAUUCUGACCCGCCAGCCUGUCGAGGGUCGUGCUCGUGAUGGUGGUCUCCGUUUCGGAGAGAUGGAGCGCGAUUGUAUGAUCGCCCACGGUGCCAGUGCAUUCUUGAAGGAGCGUCUGUUCGAUGUCUCGGAUCCGUUCCGUGUGCACAUUUGCGACGACUGCGGUUUGAUGACUCCUGUUGCUAAACUGAAAAAGGGUCUAUUCGAGUGUCGACUGUGCAAUAAUAAGCACCGCAUCUCGCAAGUGCACAUUCCCUACGCCGCCAAGCUUCUGUUCCAAGAGCUGGCCUCCAUGAACAUUGCCGCCCGGAUGUUUACCAAUCGGUCCGGGGUGUCAGUGCGGUGA